AUGAAUUCGAAGGAUAAGGAAAAAGUGGAAGAGGUGUUGGAAGUUGGGGCUGACUCUAAUGUGCAAGCCUUGAUUGUUGCAGAGUCUGUGAUAGAGGAGCCUGUGUUGGUAAUGGAUGAAGGGUGUAGCUCUGAACCAGUGCCUGAGGAUGAUGGUUUUAAGGUUGUUACAGGGAGGAAGCACAGAGUUAGGGCUCCUGAUCCUACGUCCAGUGCAAAGAGUCCAUGGAAUCUGUCUCCCAGUCAGAAGAAGGUUCAACUGGAUGAUAAAGCUUUCCCAUCAUUGAGCAAGCCAGUUUGGAGGAUGAGUAUUGAACCGCCACAGCCUGCUAAAGGUAGGGGGCGGGGUAAGAAGAAGAAAUGA
This is a messenger RNA of Linum trigynum, 363 nucleotides long. NCBI's taxonomy places the organism in Eukaryota, Viridiplantae, Streptophyta, Magnoliopsida, Malpighiales, Linaceae. The record is from the annotation of a GenBank genome assembly.